Messenger RNA from Sinocyclocheilus anshuiensis, 1946 nucleotides. RefSeq lists its product as uncharacterized. The transcript has 2 exons. The record is from RefSeq and is a predicted model, not a curated record. The coding region runs from base 35 to 1834 and encodes 599 amino acids. NCBI's taxonomy places the organism in Eukaryota, Metazoa, Chordata, Actinopteri, Cypriniformes, Cyprinidae.
CUUCCACUGAGGACCUUCAAUCUGAGAUUUUGCCAUGGGUGCCAUGAGACUCUGCUUCCUGCUCUUCUGUCUCUUCUUGGCGAGUGUCUCUUCUGUGAGAAAACUUAACAAUAUUGAUGACUUGAAAAACACACGCUAUGGAAGUUCUUCUCCACAUCAUGGACUCCAAUUAUUAUUCUGGUUUGCCCAAAGAGUGGAUGUUGAUCAGAACAAUAAUAUGUAUUUGAAUUUUAAUCCUAUUAGAGGUGAUUAUGGAUUUCACCGGUUUGGAAAUCAUGAGCGCAUUCUCCCGCUAUUGAGAUCCAGGGAGAGUUAUCAUACUUUUGGCAAUCUAUUUUUGCAGCGUGCUAAUGAAUUGCCAAAUUAUGUGCACGAGAACAGAAACAACAUGCUAGAAAGCAACAUGGACAGGCUCAUUGUCUGUAUGAGUCAAAAUAGGCCAGGGAGGAUACUCAGUGUGUUUAUUACAGCACAUAACAGUGGCAGGAAUGACUUUAAUCCUUCUGUCACUUAUGAGAUUACUCCUGCACUGAUAUUGCAGCUCAGACACCCUUUUAAAUGCAAUUCAGAUCAGAACAAUGUUUACAUUAUAUUAAGUGAUACAGCAGAAAAAACAGAAGAAGACAGAUGCCGUCAGUUUCUGAAUCAGUUAGGAUAUAAACGCAAUGACUCUACAAACACCAGGCGCCAAAAGAAACGUUCACCUGAUUCCCAGUACAAUACAUAUGAGGGAAUUAAACUAGAGAUAAAAGCAAAUAAAAAAGGUUGCUCAAAACUCAUAUGGGAGAUACCUGAUGAUAUAAUAAAACAAUAUAAAUAUGUCUACAUUGAUAUUUGCCAAAACAUUUAUUCCACUAAUACUAAUGAAAUUUGUACAGAUGUCAAGAAAGAGGUCAAAAUUACAAAAUCAUCUGACGCUUUAGAUACCUCUGUCUCACUGAAUGCUGGUCUCCAACCCAGACUGCGACUGUACACAUCAUAUUUUAGUAAAGCAGACAUCUGGUAUGGACCAGAGUUUGAUGGAGCUAACAGAGUGAUCCCCAUUAGAAUAAAGGGGUUUGAUGCUAGUCUGCAGCUCUACACUGAAGACGGAAAAGCCAGUGCUCGACUCUACAUCAAGAAAACCUUCAGUGACUGGAAAAAAAUUUUUUCCCACUCGUGGGUGGGGUUUUACAAAAGUUCACAGGAAAAAAAUGAUGCCUAUUCAACAUAUCAGUAUGCUGAUAAAUUUACAAAGAUUAAAGACUUUAGCACAGAGGAUUAUGAUAUUUACCAUUACAAGUCAAAUUUAGUCAUUGCUCCUGGAGUGCAACUCCGAUUCCUGCUGGACAAAAAAUAUGACAAAGUUUUAGCACAGACUAUGCCCUGGGAGGGUGUUGAAAAAGUGACUGUAUUACCAUUAAAUUGUGAAGAUCCUGUGCCUAAACUCUCAUCACCCUGGGCUGAUCCAGAAUUCUUUUACAAACUAGAGUUUUAUGAUGCCAACAAUGUCUUCCCUACUUCAAUACCAAAGACUGAUGCUGGUCUGCAGCUUUUCACUAAAGACGGUAAAGCUUGUGCUCUGCUUUAUAUCAAGAAGACCUUCAGAAACUGGAAAGAUACUUUCUACUACUCAUGGGUGGGGUUUUAUAGUAGUUCACAAAAAUCCAAUAAAAAGUAUGACACAUAUCAAUAUGCUGUGAAGUUUGAAAAGAUGGAGGACGGUACUGAGAAUUAUGAUAUUUAUCAGUACAAAUCCAGUUUGGCCAUUGCGCCUGGAGUGCAGAUUCGUUUCCUGAAGGACAAAAGUUCUGAUAAUGUAUUAGUGAAAACUGAGCCCUGGAAGAGUGGUUAAAAAGAUUAACCUUAAUGCCUUUAGUGAGUCUUUAUGUACAUACAUCAACUUCUGUAACAAUCUGCUGUCCAUGUACUUAUAAGAAUGAUCAUUAAUACACUGUUUUAACAUA